UGGCUCUUUGAAUUUCUGGAGAUGUUGAUCACAAGUAUGUCGUAUAAUUCUGAUAAUAAUUGACCCGUGAGAUGCCCGGGACCCCCGCAGACCGUGCGAUAAGUUCUUUGACGCACUGCGAUCGGUCGUAAUAACAAUCGGCGAGAUUAUAAAUGAGACUCCCGCCGGCUUCAGGGUCACACACUUGUUGCGUUUCUACCGAGUGCGGACUGGUGCGAUCCACCGACGAUACGUGCGCUACGCUACUGAGAUAAUUUAAUAAUUCCAUUGAACCACGUGCCAUAGAUUUUUGCUUUCCUAAACGGCGGCUCGCUAAUUGCCGAAAAUGUCCAACGGAAAACUUGCUUUGUUGAGUGUCUCUGACAAGACACAACUGUUGCCGUUUGGCAAGAAAUUACACAAAUUGGGCUUUGUGUUGGUUGCAUCUGGAGGUACAGCUAAGUCUUUGAGGGACACAGGGCUCCCAGUGAAAGAUGUAUCUGAUAUCACAGGAGCUCCUGAGAUGCUUGGAGGGCGUGUCAAGACUCUUCACCCUGCUGUUCAUGCAGGUAUUUUGUCCCGCUUGAGUGAUUCCGACCAAGCAGAUCUUAAGAAACAAAAUUAUGAGAUGAUCAGCAUUGUGGUAUGCAAUCUCUAUCCAUUUGUGAAGACUGUUUCAACUCCUGGUGUAACAAUUGAUGAUGCAGUAGAAAACAUUGAUAUUGGUGGCGUUACUUUGCUAAGGGCAGCUGCUAAAAACCAUGCAAGAGUCACGGUUAUCUGUGACCCCACUGAUUACGAUAAGGUUAUCAAAGAGCUGGAAGACUCACCCGACAAAGGAACAUCUUUGAGCACUAGACAGGCACUUGCUCUGAAGGCUUUCACACAUACGUCAGACUAUGACAAUGCAAUCUCCGAUUACUUCCGCAAAGAGUACGGUGCAGGGAAAUCUCAGCUUACACUUCGUUAUGGUAUGAAUCCCCACCAAAAGCCAGCGCAGUUAUUCACCACCUUGGAGAAGCUUCCGUUGACGGUUGUCAAUGGCUCGCCUGGAUUUAUAAACCUCUGCGACGCCCUAAAUGGUUAUCAGCUUGUCAAAGAGCUCAAAGUUGCUUUGAAUUUACCAGCUGCAACUUCGUUCAAACACGUUAGCCCUGCUGGAGCAGCAGUUGGCGUUCCACUCGAUUUUGAGCAAGCAAAAUUGUGCCAAGUUGAAGAUUUGAUCGGUCAACUGACGCCCCUUGCAUCUGCUUACGCUCGAGCCAGAGGAGCUGACAGAAUGUCGAGUUUUGGAGACUUUGUCGCAUUAUCCGAUCCCUGCGAUAGCAUUACUGCUAGAAUUAUCUCCCGUGAGGUAUCAGAUGGCAUCAUUGCACCAGGUUAUACGCCAGAGGCCUUACAAAUAUUAAAAAAAAAAAAGAACGGUGGCUACUGCAUUCUGGAAAUCGAUCCAGCUUAUGAACCAGCUUCAAUAGAACGCAAAGUUCUUUACGGGCUUACAAUGGAGCAGAAGCGAAACGACGCGGUUAUUGACAAAAACCUGUUCACAAAUAUUGUCACUAAGAGAAAGGAUUUACCAGCAGACGCGAUCAGAGAUUUAAUUGUAGCAACCAUUGCUCUUAAAUACACACAGAGUAACUCCGUAUGUUAUGCAAGAGAUGGACAAAUCAUUGGAAUUGGUGCUGGGCAGCAAUCCAGAAUUCACUGCACAAGACUUGCGGGCGAUAAAGCCGACAAUUGGUGGCUUCGUCAGCACCCUAAAGUAACAGGUAUGCAGUUCAAGAAGGGAGUAAAGAGGGCUGAAAUUUCAAAUGCCAUUGACAAUUACGUGAAUGGAUUAGGUAAAGACAUGGACAGGGAAACCUGGGCAGCUGCCUAUGAAGUAGUUCCCGAAGAACUGACUGAGAAAGAGCGAUCAGAUUGGGCAAAGAAAUUGGAUGGAGUUGCUCUUGGCAGCGAUGCCUUCUUCCCAUUCAGAGACAACGUCGACCGGGCUAGAUUGAGUGGUGUACGAUAUAUCGCAAGCCCAUCUGGCUCCAAUAAUGAUGAUGUCGUGAUCAAGGCUUGCGACGAGCACAACAUCACUAUGGCACACACCAACCUCCGUCUCUUCCAUCAUUGAACUCUCCACAAACAUGAACCAUAUACCAGAAAUAUUCAAAAGCGAACAACUGAAAUUCUGGAUCUAUGGAUCUGUUGAUACUGCAACGUUUAUAGCAUAUCAUUAUAACUAGACAGAUAUUUGUACGUUAUUAUUACUACUAUUGUAGUUUUUGAAAAAUUUACUGCUCCUAGUGCAUUUUUCAAUAAAAACUGACUUUCUAUAA
Messenger RNA from Athalia rosae (coleseed sawfly), 2306 nucleotides. Its product is annotated as bifunctional purine biosynthesis protein ATIC. Gene Ontology annotation, cellular component: cytosol. Gene Ontology annotation, biological process: 'de novo' IMP biosynthetic process. Bases 326 to 2101 code for a protein of 591 amino acids. The record is from RefSeq and is a predicted model, not a curated record. The transcript is spliced from 7 exons. Gene Ontology annotation, molecular function: IMP cyclohydrolase activity; phosphoribosylaminoimidazolecarboxamide formyltransferase activity. NCBI's taxonomy places the organism in Eukaryota, Metazoa, Arthropoda, Insecta, Hymenoptera, Athaliidae.